Messenger RNA from Rotaria socialis, 813 nucleotides. The record is from the annotation of a GenBank genome assembly. NCBI's taxonomy places the organism in Eukaryota, Metazoa, Rotifera, Eurotatoria, Philodinida, Philodinidae.
AUGACGGACGAAAAAAUCAGUGAAAGUGCAACAGCAGCAACAAAAUCAGAUAAGCAACAUAUUAAUAUCUUCAGCCGUGGAGAUCUCUUGUAUUGGAACUGUGAAUAUGAAAAGGCGAAAAAUCAUUUUCAAAUGAUUUUAAUUUCACCAGCAAUAAGCCUUCUUGAUUCAGCGCGAUGUUACAGUUCACUUGGCGCAGUAAGCACUGAAUUAAAAAAUUAUGAAGAAGCAAUAAAUAAUUAUCGUAAGCAGCUUGAUUUAUUAAUUAAACUGAAAAUUCCGAACAAGACAGAAGGUGAUAUUGCUAAGUGUUUGAUGUCAAUUGGUAUGGUCUAUUUUUUGCAGCAGGAUUAUGCUCAAGCUAUUUCCUAUCAGAAACAAGCACUCGACACUCUUGCUAUUGUCACACUAACUCAUGAUCUUACUUCAAAAAUUUAUAGAAAUAUUGCUAAUUUAUACGCAAAAACAAAGGAAUUCGAUUCAGCACUAGAGUACUUUCAAAAAGCACUUGCAGUGAAUGAUCGAGAUCUAAAAGACGAUGGUCUAACACUCGGGCAAAUUUAUGCAGAUAUCGGAGUUAUGUACUAUUCUAAAGAAGAUUAUAAACAAGCAUUGGAUUAUUUUACUAAAGCGCAUGCAACGUGGCUUAAAUCUCUAAGACCGAGCCAUUUAUAUGUUAAAUCCAUGGAAAAGACGAUUCGCACUGUCGAAUCAAAACUAUGUAUGUACAAUUCUCUACGAAUAUUUCUUUGUUUAUUUAUUUUGAAUCCUAAGUUAUUUUGGGGAACUCACAUAUAUCUUUCAAGAAAAUAG